ACUUUCAAGUUUAUUUAUGCUUUUGACUAGUUUCUUAAUUAACGCAAGUAUUUUACAAAUCACUCACUAAAUAACCCUGUUAACCGAGCAUCUUGUUAUAUACUUAAGGUUAACCCUAACUGGGACAAUACAGUUCAGGAACUGUUUUAUAAGAUCUUCAAGUAUAGUGUAACAAAAACCGUUUGUAGCAUCAUAAUUUACAGAAUUAUAAUUUUUUAGCGAUGUAGCCAAAUAAAAGCUCUUAGGCAACAGAAAGUUCGCCUUAAAUAGUUUAUUGACUUUUAAUGAGAUGUUUUCGUAUAAUGGUAUAUCCAAAUUUAUAGCACAGUAUACGGGCUAUAGCCAAAUGAUUCCUUUGUCAGAUGAAACAGUUGGGAUGUAAAGAUCCCUAGAAAUGUUUCCGUAGCUUAGCUAGAGCUUUGUUUUAAUUUUGUGAAUACAACAAGGUCUUGAAGCAAUACAACUUGAUGAUAUGAGUUCUAUUAGUCUUUCUUAAAAUUAUUUCCUCAUUAUUUGGCAUUAAUAUCGGUAGUUUUUGAUGAAACGCUCACCUUGAUUUCCUAAGAAUUCAUCGGCUACACCUAGGUGAAGUUUCUAGAAGCCCCCACACCGACAACAUUUUGUCGAAAUCUGGCAUCAAUGCUAAUUGUUUCAUCCGUGUUCUUGCAGUUUCUAUAUUUUUGAGUUCUUUUUUUCUUGUUCCAAACAGAGAAAUACGCGUUCAAAAUAUAACAGAUUAUUAGAAACGUAUGACACUGGUCUGACUAAGAAGACUUUAAUGCCAGUCAUGAGACAAGGUAAGAUAAUAUAGUGUUUUUUGUUAUCAUGUGAAAUUUUAUAACCGUUGAAGAUGAACUCUAAUGCUCUCAUUAUCGAAUUGAACACCUAUAAACUGGUCGCCUUUUAUCUCUACCGUAACUAAAAGGAAAACUGAAACUUCAGUGUGAACUGUGUGAAGGAACUUGUAACUGUUGAUGCAAGUUCCAGCCUUGAAUUUUUAACAAAGCACUAAAAGUAUGGUUUCUUAACUGAAAGUAUCCAGAUAAAUUUAGUAUUGUGUCAUUCUCUAAGCUAAGUUAUUUAGUCGUGGAUUUCAUUGUCCUCUUGGAUGUCACCCUUGUAAAACUGAAAUAGAAAUAAUCUGUCGCCACUUUCCCACAUACUGACUGACGACUUUGAUCUCAACUGGUUAUUGCUGUACCUUGUUCUACCAUUGUUUACAUACCACUUUUAACUGUCAUUCUCUUUGAACUGAUUUUAGACCUCAUAAAUGAAAAACAAUAAAAGCUUUACAAUUAAACUACUCGGUUGAAUGAACAUAAUGCCACCAAGAUCAUCUACACGACCUACAUAGCACUUCUUUCAUCUUAGUAUCGAAGACUGUCUCUACAAAACAAGGUGUGUAAUACAUCGAAAACUACGUAUAUAUGUUGAACAUCACAUGUGCCAACUAACGAUUUUUGUCGUUGUUAAUAGCUGACUCCAUUGUGCGAUUUAUAGAUUUGUAAGCAAAGGUACAGUUUUCAUUUGAAAUCUUUAGGAGUUUCUUCCUCAGAAGUUCUUAAACCUCGGACAGUGCACUUUGGAAUUAUUGAAUAAUGAAAAUACUAGACAGCUACUAUAUCAUAACCUAGGCUUUAUUAAGCAUUGUCCAGUCAAGCUUUGCAUAGAAACACGAUCAGUACCUCAAAUUACUUCAGUGAUGAAGAUACCUUUAAACCACUAGGUUAGAACCCGAUGGUUUACACUUUAGUGUUAUUCAAUUUCCUAUAGCUAAAGACCUACACACAAUGAUAUUUCACUUUCAUUCUGAAAAGGACAGGAGGCUUGAUGGCAUGUGUUAGUCCCGGCAAUGAUGGUCUCUCAGUUGAUCCAACUUUCUUUCGAAAGAGUCGACGGGUGGAGCCUCAACCACGUGCUGAGGUAAUGAAUUUCACUCGUUGAUGAUUCGAUGGAAAAGUAGAUAGUCAGCUGACAAGUAAUUUGUCCUGGGCUUGUGAACUUUUUUUGAGUGUCCUCGUAAAUUCUCUGUUUUGAAAGACAAGAAAAAUGUGGGGAUAUCAGGUGCAAAUUUAUCACUAAACAAUUUGAAAACUCCAAUCAAGUCGCCUCUAGGUCUCCGAUAUGACAACGGAGAUAGAUUUAGCUUGGCCAAUUGAGCUUCGUUAUUCCGGAAACCAGCUUAGUUGCUGUUCUUUGAACCUUUCCGAAAAGCUCACUAUCUUUUUCUAAGCAGGAGCUAGCCGCUUGUAUGCAGUACUCAAGUUUAGAACUCACAAACACUGUAUACACAGUCAAAAACUUUUUAGUGUCGAUGUGACUAAAGGCCCUACGUAUUGACCAUAAAGUUCUAAAACCUUUGGCGGCUAUUACACGGUACUGUGCAGUGAUCUUUAAGUCUUGACUAACGAUGACUCCUAAUUCAUUGUUUGUCUGGACAACAGGUAGCUCAGUGUUAUUCAUCGUGUAUGUAUCCGUACCUUGAUGACCAAUAUGCAUCACAAUACACUUGGAGGUAUUAAUCGGCAACUGCCAGGUUUGAGAUCAUUCAGAUAAUUUUGGGAGUUCUAAGCUAUGGGUAACAUUCUAACUGACUUGAAUUCACUUAGCUCAAUGUUUCUUCUUUUCUGAGAAGUUGGAAAGAUCUUUGUUAGACGCCGUACGGAUUCACAAGUUUUCACAUCUCUGAACUUUCAAACUAAAACAAACAGCUCCCGAAAUCGCGGAAAUUUUCAAUAAUUCUCCAAGAUCCACCAGUCUGUGCUGAAUUUUGCCUUCAAACAGUAGAAAAUCUUCAUAGAAGAAUCUCAGUUGAUAAAAACAAAAAUAUUUUGUUUUAUCUGUGGUUUCACUAGACAUUAAAACAGGUUACAAUAUAUAAUGUUUAGUCUCCCAAGUUAACCUAAGUUCAUUCAUGCUGGUUAUUUUAUUAUAAUACUUAUAAUGUCUAGACGAUUAGACCAGUUUCUACCAUUACAUGGAAAAUAUUGUCUUACAUUAUGAAUUGUUUCAUAUGCAGGAAAUGAUGAAUGAGUAUAUUCCUUCAAACAUAAAUUUGACGAAGAAAAAUGGUAUGCUUAGUGUCACAAAAGGUAAGCAGCCAACAACAACAAAAGUUAGAUCAAAACUCGCAAGCAGGUAAUAAUUUCUAAUAUUUUUGAGCAUUACACCAUUUGUUAAUCUUAAAAUCAGGAAAGUUAUUUUUGAAGAUCCUUUAUGCCUGAAUGAGCUACUGGUUCAAAAAGAGGUUGAUUAUCUUAGUAAUAACCACAAUAUCAAUAACGAUCUUUCCAAUAAAACCGGUGGUAAUUUAGAAAACAUCAAUGACGAUAUUGAACUAAUUGAUUUGAAAGGAAAGGUAAGCCAUAUUUGGAGCUUAAAUGUGUUUGUAGUUAGUUAAUAUUUAUACUUUUGACUUCUUUUUAUUACAGAGUGGUUGGUAAGGUAAUAAAAUGAGCAUUAGUUUGUCCUUAAUCUGUAGAAACAAGUUAGCCAUUGAGAGGAUUUAACGGUUUUAAGACUUUGUGGAAAGUUUGAGUUCUGUGAUUUUGUGCAAGGCACUAGCGAUUAGUGCUAACUGUCAAGUUUCAUGAUCACAAAUAGCUGAGACACAAUAGUAUUUAUAAUUCGCAUAAAAUUUAGCGAUCAUUUGGAAUCCUUUAACUCUUAGUUUGUAUUUAGGUAUGCAAAAGGGGAUGCAUACAUGGAAAUACUGAACACAGUGACUAAAGGGGACUAUGCGUAUACAUGUUCACAUAAAUCAACAUAUAAUAAUUUAUUUUCAUUACCAUCUACUGGAAAAUAUCCAAAAAAUUUGUUUUUAACAAUAUUUUCAAGGUAAUGUGACAAUUCAACUUGUUUGUUAUAAUGAGUAACAAUAUUCAAAAUUGUGAACUGUUUCGCCCUCUGAUUUCAGCAUUUAGAUAACGUUAGUACGCCCUACACUACUGUCACACAACCACACCACUUUAGCUAUAUUCUCUCACAAAAACAUCUAUUAAAAGACAGAUAUAACUGUAUCUUUAAAAUCCAGAGUAUUACACGACAAAAAGAUCAUGAUUUAUUGGUGACUAAACAAACGCGUAAUCACAUUACUUAUUGCAAGUGUUCAUUGAUGAAUGGCAUUCUUUAAACAAGCAUACUCCUUUAUCCGAAUUGAUCAACGUCACAAAUUUUCGUUUGGCUAGAGUUUCGUUAAUUGCUGUAAUGGUGAAAAAUUAUGUAACAUUCGACCACUUUUAUCUUUCUAUAAUAGGUUCAAGAUUUGUCAGUGCAGUUAGAAGAAAUAUGUAAAUAUUCACGUUCACCUUUAAAUGAAAAUGAUGUAUGUUUCUGUCAUGACCUCGUUGGUGGAAAAUGCUUAUUACCACAAAAUCGUACUUAUACUGACUCUCCACGGUUACAAACCCCACCAAAAGUUUGGUUCUCUAAACCAGAUUGUUGUCAGUCGUGCACAGUACCAUGUUGUGUUAAAGCUGACUCGAGCUCUACAAAUUUAUUGAAUAAUCCGGAAAAGUUACGACCACUUACUGAUGAAGAAUUACUACAGGAUAAUUUAAAUGACAUUAGACAUCGUUUAUCAUUACUACAAGAUAAUUAUGCAUCAAAACAUUUACCAUCAUCUGUAUCAAAUAAAAUUGAACGUGAUAUUGAUGAACAUUUGGAAAAACUCAAUAAAGAAAAUUCAAUACAAAAGCAAUAUCAUGAUUUACCAACUAAUCGAAAAUCAAUAAAUCAAACUAUCAAGGGAAAAUCAUUAACUGAUCAAAAAAAAUCAGUCGAUCAUCAGUCUUUGAAAUCGAAAACAAAACCAACAAUUACACAGAAACAAUUUCAGUUAAAUCAACAAAAAUAUAGAAAAGUUCCAAAAGAAAAAUUAAUUCAUUCAUCUUAUAAUAAAUUACAAUUACCUAAUAAUAAAUUAAAAUGUGAAAAUAUAACAAAAUCUUUAAAUGAAAAACAAGAUAAAAACUUAAUAAAAAAUAUCAGCAAUUAUGAUAAUGGUGAUGAUGAUGAUGAUCCUGAAAUAACUUUGGAUAAAUUAGAAAAAUAUUUGGAAACUUCUGAUAUAAUUAUGGAUUCAAAAGUUGAAGAUUUAAAAACAAAAAAUACUCAACAAGAAACAAAACUGGACGAAACAAAAGAAAUGGUGAAUGAACUUCGUUCAGUUUAUCGAGAAAUAAAAGACUUAUUACUUAAUGUUCGUAAUCGAAUUGAUGAAAACAACAGUAUGAAAUUAGAACAAACAGAGAAAAUUGAUACAAAUACAAACUCAAACGCCUUACUAUCAAACUCCCAACCUGUACUUACUCCUGGUACUUUACUUCCAAGUAUUCGACUUGCAAUGGAAUAUUCUGGUAAAACAAUUUCACCUACAGAUGAUAUAACUCAAUUAAUAUCUAAUUUACCUGAUGAUCCUCUUGUUAAAGCUUCAACUGCAUUGUAUGAACUUAAUCGACGACGUAAUAAUCUAGAGAAUAAUCUUGCUGCUUUAGAAUCUUCACAUAAUGAUCAAUCGAUUUUCGGAUUACUUGAUUUAUUAAAUAAAGAUAAGUCAUCAGCGGAGAAAGCUCGCAUACAAGCUAUGAUAAAUGACGCAAUUGAGAAAGUUGUUCAAGAUAAAAAAUCAGAAAAAAACAACAGAUCAAUUGGCCGCAUUUCACGACUAACUCAACCGAAAUCUCAAUUAACCACUCAACCAAAACAAAUGAGGGAUACAUCAACGUCUUGUAGUUCCCCAACAAGGUCAAGAAACGUGAUUGAUUUAUUUCAUCAACCUAAAUUAUACUCUACAGAUCGUUCUCCGUCACCAGUAACGCUUACUUCUCCAUGGCGUUUAAAUAGACGAAGAGCUAAACGACCAUUAUAUCCACGUUCAGUUAAUGAUCCCGUUAGGCCACGGACAGCUGUCCUACGGUUAAGUGAUGAAAAUCUAACUGGGAUUUCUUCUUCACCAAGACGAAUGCAAAGAUCUAAUUCAAAAGUUGUACGAUUUAGUGAUCAUCAAAAUGAUGAAACAAUUGAAUCAACUACAGAACCACAACAAAUACAAUCAAAUAAAUAUAUUAAUAUGCAAGCUAAAAUUUUCACAAAACCAAAUUCAGGUAUAAUUCCAUUAGGUAUGUAUCAAUAUUCACUUGCAAUAGGAUCUAGUAAAAAAUAUAAUAAAGAAGAUAAGCUAAUUUCUACUGAUACAUCUGGUUUACUUCAUGAAAAAGGCACUGGAUUUCAUUUUCAGUCAAAUCAAUCAACUGAACAACCUUCAAAUAAUUUCAAUGCCUUAUCUCGUACGGAGUUGGAAGAUAAUAUUUUAUCACGUCUUGUUUUACAGAUCUCUGAUCAGUUAGCUAGAAAUCAAUCUCAAAGUCAUGACACUUCAUCCAAAGAAAAUUUACAACAUUUGGUUGAAACUGCACUAUUAGAACGUAUUGAAUCGAUGCUUUCUCCAGCAUCAGUUAGCCCUAAUCCAACUAAUCAACUACUACGAACAGAACAGCAGCAACUUAAAACACCGUCUUCAUCACCUGACCGGACUAGUCAUUUAGGUCUACUGGAUAUUCCUACUCCGAUGGAUAGUAUAAAUAAGAGUGAAUUACCUUAUCCAGAUGAUCUUGUUCACACAAAGAGUAAAACACCAGAACCAAAAUCAAAUUGGCAACCAUACAAUCCGGAUGAAGAAAGUAUUUUUAGAAAUUCACGAUCACCACCAAGUAAUCCCCAUCAUAUUUCUACACCUGAACCAUCAUUUGCAGAUAAUUUCAGUCUUCGAUCCAAAUUACGUUCUCAAUCUUCAAGUCCUAUAAAACAAAAAUCCGUUAUGAUUUCACCAUUCCCAUCAAGUCCACAAAAAUAUCCAUCUGAAAAAAAUGUUUCUGAGAAAUCAACUGAAUUUAAUUCACAAUCACUGAAUUCUAAUUCAACUGCUUUAAUUGAUACAAAAAGCUCAUCAUUUACUGAACAAUUCAGUCUCACUGCACCAGAUACAUUCAGUGAUGGAAUGUGGUUAUUAGAUCGUUCCGAAGGUGAAGCACCAUAUCCAGUGUCAUAUAAUAAAUUGAAAUUAAUUAUGUCUAAAAUGGAACCUAUUCGAAGUUCAACAACGAGAAGAAAUAAUUCUUUAACUCAAACAUUUAGUUUAUCUAAAAGUACUUCAAAUUCUUCACACAGUUCUUCAUCCGAUAAUACUAAACAAUUAAAACAAGAUGAAAUUAGUCCAGGACAAUUACCAAAUGUAUUAACUACUAAACAACACUAUUCAAAUGAUAAACAAAUGAAUCCACUUAACAAUCCAUUACUUCAUUUAUUAGCAUUAAAAAAUUCGAAUCAAAUUAAAAGAAAUCAACUGUCACAUUAUGAACAGGAUGAAAUGAAUAAACUAUUAAAUCAAUUAAAACAAAUUCGUCAAUAUUCUAAUAAUAAUAAUAAUAAUACUAUUAUUCAUUCACCUAGUCUUGAAUGGUUAGCCAAUCUUUCUGGUAGUCCAUUACCACAAUCGAAUUUAAAUCAAUUAAAAAAUGUUAAACAUUGUAAAUCUAAUAUGAAUUUAGUAAAUUCACCUAUUAAUAAAUUGAAAAUUGAAUCAUCUACAUCAAUAGAUGAUAAAUUAAGACAAUCAAUAAAACAAGAUCAUUCAAAUAGAUCAAAUCAUUCUACACAUGAUAGUUCGAAAAUUUCGAUGUUACGUCAAGUGGAACUUGUUCAUUCAGAUGACAGUGAAGCGACAACAAUUGAUGAUGAGACUUAUGAAGAUGAUUUUACUGGUGAACAAACUAAUUAAAAUAAGUAUUUAAGGGUGAAUACUUUUCAAUAAAAUGAUCAAGUUUGGUUGAGUGUUUCCAUGUAUGAAAAUAUGAUUUUGAUGAAUAUCAUGAUGAUAUGUUUAUUACAAAAGAUGUUUUCUUUUGAAGAUUUCUGUGAUUUCACUUACAAAAAAUCAUAAAAUUAAUUAUAAUUUAUAUAUUUCUGUUAUGUUUUAUUUUCAUUUCGUUCCAGUUAAUUGAAAAAAUUUUGAAAUCAUGAAAACACUAUUUCAUCCUAUUGUUUACAAUCAAUUCCAUACAAGCUCAUAGUGAAUAUAUAUUAUUUAUUUGAACGUCAGUAAUAAGAUCUACGUAUAUUCGUCUGAUGAGUCCCGAUUGGGAUAAGAUGCACGUCCUAGAUACCAAUGCUGGGCAUUAUUCAAAUCCGCUUAGAAAUGCUUGUG
Schistosoma bovis is the source of this 8203-nucleotide messenger RNA. The record is from the annotation of a GenBank genome assembly. NCBI's taxonomy places the organism in Eukaryota, Metazoa, Platyhelminthes, Trematoda, Strigeidida, Schistosomatidae.